Messenger RNA from Lactuca virosa, 2377 nucleotides. Lineage: Eukaryota; Viridiplantae; Streptophyta; Magnoliopsida; Asterales; Asteraceae. The record is from the annotation of a GenBank genome assembly.
CAAAGGCCUAAAACUUACUUAGUUGAUUAGUAGAACUCCUUACUAACUGCUUAGUUACUCGAUUCCUCUAUACCUAUUUUAUGUGUCACAUAAUACUCAGUGAGUCAGUGACCACGACUCGUGUGGCCCACUAUGGUUGCUGAAAUUACAGGAUCACUCAUAGAGAUAAGAGAAGAAGAAUUACAGAGAGAAAAUGAGGGGGGUCUACUACAGGACUAACAAACAGAUUUUUUUCUUCCCUUUUUAUCUCUUCUCCAUGCCCGUGACUCCAUACUAUCUCUCUGUCUCUCUGUGUGUAUUUUUAUGUUUUUUUUUCUUUUUCUUUUUAUAAAUCUUGAUUGGAUAUUUUCUUGUGUUUCUGGGAUAAGCCAACUCAUGAUAAGUAAAAAUCUUGGGAUUUGUGUAUUCAAAUCUUUUCAAAUAGAGUACACGUACUAUAUAUGUACCUCUCUGUUUGUGUUCUACACUUCCACUUUCUUGAUUGAGCAGAGUCUCUGCCUUCUUUUAUGAAUUCAAGGUUGAUUUUUUAUCAAGUUUUGCAAGUUUUAAAAAACUGUUUCUGGGAUCCUCUUAUUCCAUUCCAUUACUUAUUUUAAUCUUGUUUCAAUUUUUUAUAAGAUUCCAAAAAGUCGGCACUUUUUAGGGUUUAGGGGUUUUCUUGCUUUUCUUUAUGCCUCUGAAACCAAUAGCAAACUCUUUCUCCAUUGAAUUCAACAAUUUCCUUGAUCAGGGGAAUUGGGUUUUCUGAGUUUCUUCCAUUUCAUCUCAAUUUCUGAAGAUUAUUACCUUUUUUGGGUUCUUUCAUGAAUUUUGGGGUGAAUUGAGUUUCUUGGAGUCUCAAAAAUGUCAUCUUGUUUAAGUGGAGGUACAGGAAGAGCUUAUGGAUUUGAUAUCGAAAAUAUUGUGAAAUGUCCAUCAACAACUUCUAGUAGAACUUCUCAUUCAUCUUCUCCAUCUUCAACUCUCUCUGAAUCAAGCAAUUCUCCAAUAGCAAUCUCCAAUCGGAAACCACGAACUCCUCGAAAAAGACCCAAUCAAACUUACAAUGAAGCAGCUGUUCUUCUUUCGAUAGCUUGUCCCAAAGUUUUCUCAACUAAAAACCUUACAAAGAAGAACAAUAAUCUUUCGAAAUUCACUAGACAAAAUAGCAUUUCUAUGCAUGAGCCACCGGAGUUGCUUUUACCAUUUCCAAUGAUAAAAAACUCCGGUUUCCUCCUUCAUCAGCCAAUUUUGGAGAAACCCAGUUCAGUGUUUGACUCAAAACUGGCAAGUUCUUGUCUGAGUCCAAGGGAAACCGAAUACCGGAAUUGUAAUUCCGGUUCGAAUUCCAUGGAAUUGUGUGAUGGGUUUGAAGAUAACUUCGAUACAGAGUCGAUGCUUGAUGAAGAAAUUGAAGAGGGGAUUGAUAGCAUCAUGGGGAGCUCGAACUCCACAAUCCAAAACUACAAAUCAUCUGAUAAUUUUUCUCCAAAUUCGAAAACUUGUUAUGGGUACCCAAUGGGGCUCGGAUUUGGUGGGAAUUUGGAGUUUAAUUUUGGUUUCGGAAUGAGGAAUGGAGUGAGGGCAUUGAAGAAUGGUGAUGAUGGGAAUUGGUGGAAUUUUCCCACGGUGAAUGUGGUGAACGUUUCGCCACCUGUGGCGGCAGCAAUAGUGGCUCCGGGAAAGGUAAAGAAAGCUCCGGUGGAAAAGAAGAAGAAGAAAAUUGAGGAAUUGAUGAAGAGGUCGGAAUCGGAUUUGGAGCAGGGGAAUUCGAAUCAAGGAGAGGAGAAUUCCUGUCCUGAAAUUGGGUCCAGAUUGCUAUUGAAAUUGAAUUACGACGACGUCUUGAAUGCUUGGUCUGAUAAAGGUUCGCCGUUGCCGGAGGAAAUUUCCGGGUCGGAGUCUCCUGGAGGUGACAUCCAUGCCAGAUUAGCCCAAAUAGACCUAUUCUCAGAAAAUGGUGGAUUAAGAGAAGCCUGUGUAAUGCGUUACAAAGAGAAAAAACGAACACGCCUUUUCUCCAAAAAAAUUAGAUACCAAGUCAGAAAGGUCAAUGCAGAUAGACGGCCUAGAUCCAAGGGGCGUUUUGUCAGAAGGCCAAACUCUCCCACUUGUGAGGACACAUGACACCAAUUUACGACCCUCAUCUUUUGUUGAUCACUUACUGGGUCCUUUUUUCUUGUCCUUUUUACAAUUCCAGAUCUUACUUUGCUUUCUUUUUGCGAUAAUGUAGUCUUCCUUGAAGAGAGGUGAGAGUAGUUAAGAAGAGAAAUGGAUAGGAAUGAGGUAGUAAAGAGAGAAUUCCACAUUUUUGUAAUCUAUAAUUCAAUUGUAAGGUUUGUUCUUUUCAUAUAUAUAGAGAAGAAAACGAAAUAUUAAUAAUUUAAUUCUAUACAUG